CCUUGGGCUGAGACAGUAGUGAAGACGGGUGUGGGAAUUUCUUAGGACUCCGACCAGGACUAGAAGGAGAAAGGUUAGAGACGCGUGGAGGAAUUUCUUUAAGACACUUACUCAAACUGGACUGUGACCUCUUUGCGACAGGUGGUGUGAAUCAUGGCUCUUCCGUUUAAGAAAGACCUGGAGAAGUAUAAGGAGAUUGAUGAGGAUGAGAUUCUGGACAAGCUGACCGAGGAGGAGCUCAAGCAGCUUGAGAGUGCUCUGGAGGAGAUCGAUCCAGAGAAUGCUUUACUGCCAGCCGGACUCCGACAGAAGGACCAGACCUUAAAGACGGCAACUGGUCCAUUUAAACGUGACAAACUCCUGCAGUAUCUGGAGAAGGAGGCCAUGGACUAUGAAGACAGAGAAGAUUUUGUCCCCUUCACUGGAGAGAGGAAAGGAAAGGCGUGGGUGCCCAAACAGAAGCCAAUAGAGUUGCAUCAGGAGGAAGCCACAACCCUUGACCCAGAACUGGAAGAGGCACUGUCCAGCGCUACUGACAUUGAACUGGGGGAUCUGGCAGCUAUUCUUGGCGUGAACACACUGGUGACAAGCACGCAGAGUUACGACAGCACCGGUAAAGAUGGUUAUAACAAUGUUAUUAAAGGAGAGACAGUAAAGCCAGUUUUCGACGAGCCACCAAACCCUACAAACGUGGAGGAAACUCUACAGCGGAUAAAAUCUAACGAUUCUUCUCUAACGGAAGUCAAUCUCAACAAUAUAAAGAACAUUCCAAUCCCGACUCUGAAGGAGUUAGCCAAAGCCAUGGAGAGGAACACUCAUGUGAAGAAGUUCAGUAUGGCUGCCACCAGGAGCAACGACCCUGUUGCCGUGGCAUUCUCCGAUAUGCUGCGAGAGAAUAAGACCCUGAGGAGUCUGAACCUGGAGUCCAAUUUCAUCACAAGUGCAGGAGUUCAGGCUCUGGUAGAAGCUCUGCGGGAAAAUGACAUGCUCUCAGAGAUCAAGAUCGACAACCAGCGACAGCAGCUCGGCACAUCAACGGAGAUAGAGAUCGCUAAGAUGCUGGAACAGAACACGAGCAUCGUGAAGUUUGGGUAUCACUUCACUCAGCAGGGUCCUAGAGCUCGUGCCUCUGCAGCCAUCACAAAAAACAACGACCUGGUGCGCCGGAGGCGAGUAGAGAGAGACAUGUAGACUAUCCAGUAUCUCUCACACUCUCUCUCUCGAGUCUUUGCCAAACCGUCUGAGGGAGCUGUUUUACCUGAAGAAGGGACACAACUGGAUAUUUUCCCUCUCUAUUGUUAAUACUCAGUGAUCUUUUUUUGUCAUGUAUUGUUGUUUAUUGUCUUUUGUUUUUACCACGGCAACUCGUUUUGUUUUCUUCUACUUUUUUCAGUUUUUGCAAAUGUAAAAUCUUUUCUGAAGUUCUAUAAACAAACAACUGUUUAAAGACGGUUAAAUGUGGUAAUGGCUGGAUGGGGUCAGAACCUGUCACCCUUGCUGACUCAAAUCUAGACUCAACCUAACUGGAUCGGCUGUGUUCCCUACUAAAUGUGAGCUAAAUCUAGAUGUGUUGAGUCUGUGUUUGGAGCACAGGUCUGAAGGAGCGCACACAGCAGUGUCGGCCAGUGAGAGUGAUGCUGAGCGUAAUGGACACUCCUUAAAGAAGGUGAUGGACACCUCAGAAACUUUCACUGUGAGUAAGAUGAUUGUGUGACUGUGUGUGGAUGUCGUCGGGCAGCUGGAACUCUUGAGUUUAGGACCAUUCAUGCACUUUUUCAAGAAUACAUACAGCACAUAGAGGUUUGUUGAAGAACUCUGUUUCAGAGGUGUAUUAACUCAAACCGCAUCUCAUUUACAUGCACGGCAACAAAGAAAAACAAAUAUUUUCUUAAUUAGUAUUUUUAUCUUGAUUUCCAGUAAAAACAGCCAAAUAUCUAAAAAAAAAAAAAACUUGCAAAACAGAAUGACAGGAAAUUAAGUCUUUCAGAGAAAUGUAGCAAAAUGUAGUAUAGUUUUUGCUUAUAACAAGAAAAAACAAUACGCCAAUGAGUUAAGAAAAAAACUUGAUUCAAAGGAAAAUAUAUAUAUAUAUAUUUUUUUUUUUUACCUAAUUUGCUAUUAGUUUUUUAGUUUGUUUCUUGUUUUAAGCAAAAACCCCUACAAAAUUCUGUAAGAUUUCUCUGAAAAUUAGAAUUACUCUGAAAAGGAGACUUAAUUUCCUGUAAAUUUGUUUAGCAAGUAUUUAUUUAUUUUAAGAUGUUUGGAUGUUUUUACCAAAAAAAAAAAAAAAAGACAAAAAUACUCAUUACAUUAGAUUCUUUAAAUACUCAUCAAAUUUUGCUAUGCAAUUGUAAUGCGUAAAUACAAAAAUAGGCUAAAAUAUUUGUCGUUUCAUGUGAUCAUCCUUAAAACAAGUACAAUUUUCUUAAAAAGCAAACUGUGUAAUAUAUUAAGACUUUUUUUUGGAGAAUAUGAAAGCCUAUUUAGUUUUGUUGUUGCAUAUAGUAAAAAAAACAACAACAACAACAAUUUAAGAUUUCUGCAUUUCAUCUUCAUAACAAAUCUCCAUUGAAUUGAAUAAUCUUUAACAAAGUUGAAUUAAUAAAACUUAAGUAAAUUUGUUUUAAUAAAAAAAAAAUUAAAGAUUCAAUUUGAUGAAAAUUUGUUUAAAUGAAAUAUGAAUUAUUUUAAAUUAAAAUGCGUAAAUUUUAGGCUUAAAUAUGUUUUGAGUGUAAAUUAACAAUAUUGUGAGAUUUAUACUUAAAACAAGAAACAAAAAUGCCAAUAGGGUAAAUGUCAUAGUAAUUUGACCGCUGUAGUACUUCGGUUUUCCGCGUGCCUGUAAAUCUUUAUUUGUCCUUGUGUCAAAUUUCAUCAAUGGCACAGAAUGUGUGACGUUCACAUGCGCCUGUCAUUCACUGUCGUUCACAUGCGCCUGUCGUUCAAGUAAACCAUAAUCUUAAAAAAAUACACUUCAUUCAAAAUUAUUAUCUAAUCCAAUUUUGCUUUUAUGAUAAUUUCUUCGCGUGUGUGAGCGUGAGCACGUGUGUGUGCGCGUGCGUGCGGGCACGCAGUGUAUCAGUUUGUCUUGUAAAAUUCACAAAAAAUUAAACUCAUUGUAGAUCAGCACCAAUGAGAACUCUGGCCCAUUUGACACUUGAAGCAUCUGUGCAGUUUUCAGGUCCACGGUUGACUGGUUUCACAAAUAGCUUAAAAUCCGUAAACUGCUAAACAGUUAUUCUCACCCAGCAAUGUAUUAAGGGAUAUUUUCUAUGUGAUAUACAGUAGUUGUCAGCUGUAGAUUUAGAUGAGUCUCUUUACUGUAGAUAAAUGUGAAAUGGCUUUUCUAAUACCAUGCCAAAGACUAACACCUAAAUACUCUCAUUUUCAUGGCUGUAACAGCGGUCUGGCUGGAAGUAGGGGUUUGGGUUUCAUUUAUUUGCAUUUAUUAAGGAUUAGAUCAUGUAGGAUCUCUGUGUUUAGAGACGGAGAAAGAUUAUUUUAAGCUCUUAAAACCUGUGCUGAUGAUUAACAUAGGGAACUGUUGGUAGUUAAGAAACGAGAGAGAGGCUUGAGAAACGGUUUAAUCGUAAAUAAUGGCCACUUCUGUGGUGCACGGUCCUGAUGAGGGGUGGUCCUGGUGUAUCUAGUCCCCCCCCCCAUGCACACACAUUCAUGCAUGUUUGCAUGUAAUGCGAAGCUUUAUCUUUUCACUAAAGCUAUCUAACAUGCUUUCAAAACAACAUAAUACAAAAUACCAAUUAAUCCUUAUUGCUUGGCAUUUUCUGUGAGCUUGCACGUACAGUUCAUUGAUUGUGGCACGUGUAAUAUAGAGCACAGAAGCAUAUUCUUGAGAAAGGUGGUGAACCCUCCCUUUUCGCACAUCGUACGGCAUCUCCGAUUGAGCAAUCUGAGCAUGCUAGUAUGGAUUAUAUAGCUGGAUUUCACAGGGGAACCUGCUUCUAAAGCAAAUGCUUGGACCAACUUCUACUUUUUCCUUUUCUCAUGUUGAUUUAUUAUGUUUCGUUUUGUACUGUUCUAUUGAUUUGUCCUUUUAUUUUUCUUUGUGAACAAAUGCUGAAUUGUAUGAAAUUGUGAGGUUUGACUUCAGGUUAUUGUUCGUGUUUAAUUCAUUAGGGGUUUAAUGGUUCACAAUUUGCUAAAGCUUUUGUUCGUAUGCAGGAACUCUGUCUUAAUGAGUUUCUUUGAAGGAUCCAUCUCAAAUCCUCUUCAGAUGACUCCACACAUAUAAAGAUAUACAUCAAAAUAUCAUGUAUUGUAUACACCGCUUGUAAUGCUGAGAUUUUGUAUGUUAAUACUACAUGUCUGGACUCCAGAAGAGGAAAUCUUAUUAUGUACUGUUAAUAACACAACUAUGUAAAGUAUCAGGUGUCCUCAAUAAAAUGUAUGU
Xyrauchen texanus (razorback sucker) is the source of this 4411-nucleotide messenger RNA. RefSeq names its product tropomodulin-2-like. The coding region runs from base 154 to 1191 and encodes 345 amino acids. Gene Ontology annotation, cellular component: myofibril; striated muscle thin filament. Lineage: Eukaryota; Metazoa; Chordata; Actinopteri; Cypriniformes; Catostomidae. Gene Ontology annotation, molecular function: tropomyosin binding. The record is from RefSeq and is a predicted model, not a curated record. Gene Ontology annotation, biological process: muscle contraction; myofibril assembly; pointed-end actin filament capping. The transcript is spliced from 10 exons.